CUGAGGGGCCGCUCCCGGCGCUGGCAGCGGGGCCGAGCUGCGCCGCCGCCCCGCAGUGAGCAGACGCGGCGGGGUGCGAUGAGCGGCCGGCGCUGAGCCCAGCGGAGAUGGACGCGGAGGCCACCAUCCCCAUCUGGCAGAACAAGCCCCAUGGCUCAGCUCGCAGUGUGGUCAGGAUGAUCGGCUCCAACCUGCCCCUGAAGCCCUGUCCCAGGGCCACCUUCGAGGUUCUGCCAAGUGUCUCAGAUCUGUAUUUGGGUGAUGUGCCCCCCGUGCCCACCUUGGCCGACAUCGUGUGGAUCGCUGCGGACGAUGAGGAGACCUACGCCAGGGUCAGAAGUGACACUCGCCCGCUGAAGCACAAGUGGAAACCCAGUCCCUUCACAGUGAUCCAGAGAAAUGCCUCAGUGCCCAACCUGAGGAAGCAGGAGGAGAAGCUGCUGGCCCUGAAAAAGCCUGGUUUGCCAGCCCUGAGCAGGACCACAGAGCUCCAGGAUGAGCUGAGUCACCUCCGGAGCCAGAUCGCAAAGAUCGUGGCUGCAGAGUCAGCCUCUGCCCAGCUGACACCAGACCUGUUAUCUCCAGGGAGCUCAAAUGCCUCUUCUCCUGUACAUUGUUUUGGACCCUCUUUCCAGUCCACCACGUCCUUUGUGAUCAGCGACAUCACGGAGGAGGAGGCAGAGCUGGAGAGCCCCGAGCUGCCCUCGGUGGCCGAGCUGCCCUCGGUGGCCGAGCUCUGCUCCGCCUCCGAGAGCUGCAGGCCAGAGCCCAAGGACCCCGAUGAGGAGGACUCCGUGUCCCUCUCCAAGGCCAGCAGCUUUGCUGACAUGAUGGGAAUUCUCAAAGACAUUCAUAGGAUGAAGCAGAGCAAAGAUUUGAACCGCCCUUCCAUGAAGGAGGAGGACCCGGCCGUGCUCAUCGCCGAGGUCCUGAGGAGGAAAUUUGCCCUGAAGGAUGAAGACCUGGCCCUGAAGGAGAAGUGAUGCUGCUGUCACUCAGCUCUGUAAGCAAAAGCAUUUAUGCUCCCAAAAUCUCCUCCACAGUAGCUGCCUUCUCCUAAGGAUCGAGCCUUUUGCCUCUUUUAUUCAUCAGACGUGGUUUGUGCACCGGACACUCGGCUGGGAGAGACCCUUUGGAUUUGAUGUGUUUUUCCACGUGUUGUUCUAUUUAAGAAAAACCUUUUUAAGAAGAUGGAAGCUUUUAUUUUUUUCCUUUUUCCCCAGCUGUGUUUUGCUGUUGGUGACUGGUGAGGAUCUCCUGGAGAUGAAGCUCUUUCUACCUUGCACUUUUCCUUAGGUUCCAGUUAAGCAUUAAGCUGUGAGGAUAGAAGCAGUUCCCAUGUCCAGUGUGAGCAGGACAAACCCUCCAGUCCUUCACCCUGAGUGUGGCACAGAGCUGCUGAGAACGAGUUCAUGAGUGUUUCCAGCUCUCCAGGGGGCUUUUGGGGGCUGUUGGAUCAUGAUGGGAAAAGGUGUUUCUUUCCCCAAAACCCCCCUGGCUCGUGUCUGAGGGAUUUUGUGUGCCCUGGGUGUUUCUUCUCUCACAGAUCAGCCCACAGUUGCAUGACAGAACGGCCUUAAUUUCUUGCCAGUAAUUCAAUGUUCCAUUAUCAGUCCCUGUAUCCCCAGUUUGUGUUUCAUUUCGCCUUCCAAAGGUCUUAUUUAUUGACCUUGCACCAGUGCAAAGGGCCCAGCACCCCAAGCAGAGCAGGGAAGGAGGAGUUUGGCCUUGGCUGUGGCUGCAGUUCCCCCUCACUCAGAGUUCUCCCCCAGCUCCACGUUCCCUCAUGGCUGUAUUUAAAGUAUGUUUUUUUUCCCCUUUCUAUAAAAUGGAGCCUUAAUAAGA
This is a messenger RNA of Pseudopodoces humilis (Tibetan ground-tit), 1845 nucleotides long. It is a transcript of the gene MTFR1L, whose product is annotated as mitochondrial fission regulator 1 like. Gene Ontology annotation, cellular component: mitochondrion. Gene Ontology annotation, biological process: aerobic respiration; mitochondrial fission. The record is from RefSeq and is a predicted model, not a curated record. Lineage: Eukaryota; Metazoa; Chordata; Aves; Passeriformes; Paridae.